Molecule: messenger RNA, 1477 nt
Organism: Aspergillus eucalypticola CBS 122712
Lineage: Eukaryota; Fungi; Ascomycota; Eurotiomycetes; Eurotiales; Aspergillaceae
Product: NAD-dependent epimerase/dehydratase family protein
Exons: 3
Coding region: 121-1245 (374 amino acids)
Source: RefSeq, a predicted model, not a curated record
GCGGGGUGUCAACACAGCCAGCAAUCCACAGAUCGCAUCGAGGCUACUUGAAGAGAAAAGUACCACAGAGUGGUCCUAUCUUGGUUUCAAACCUCCUUACUCUAUCAUUCUCCUCCCACAAUGGCCGACGAACAGACCAAAAAGCCGGCCGUCCUGAUCGUUGGUGGUUUAGGAUUUAUCGGUCGCCAUCUCGCUCUUUACCUGCAUGAAAAUAACUUGGCCUCGGAAGUCCGACUAGUUGACAAAGUCCUGCCUCAGCUGGCCUGGUUGGCCCCUGAGUUCCAGGAAGCUUGCUCAAAAGAUAAAUUCGUCCAGGCGGAUGCCAGCCGCGAACAGCACUUCCCUCGUAUCUUUGACCGUGCCAAUGGCGAACAAUUUGAUUAUGUGAUCAACUGUGGAGGUGAAACCAGGCAUUCGCAACCCGAUGACGUCUACGAAGUCCGCAGCUACGCCCUCACAGUCGCCUUGGGUCGCGAAGUCGCCCGCCGAGGUAUCCGCUCUUUCGUCGAGUGCUCAACCGCUCACGUCUACAAAGGCGGUUCGAGUCCGCGUAAGGAAGAUGAUAAACUGCAGCCGUGGCACAAGCUGGCCAAGUGGAAGAUGAAGGCCAGCGAGGAGCUGCAAAAAAUCCCCGGUCUCAACUAUUGCUUGCUUCGUCUGCCCCACGUCUACGGAGAAUACGACUCGGGCUACUUCGCGAUGGGAAUAUGCCUUGCUCGCGUUCACCUGGAGCUCGAGAAGGAUUUGGAGCUUCUUUACACUAAGGAUCUGAAGAUCAACACCGUAUAUGUCAGGGACGCAGCCAGCGCCUUGUGGAAAGCGGCUGAGUGGAGAGCAAACGCUCCCACGGACGGUUCAGCGCCCCUUGCAUUCAACGUGGUCGACCACGGCGAUACUCGCCAGGAAGAUAUCGCAAGGGCCCUGACUGAAGUUUUCAAGCUCAAGUGUGACUUCUUGGGCUCUUUAGCCUCCCAAUUCGCGAAGCUGAACCUUGAUGAUGUUGUGGAUGACAUGAACGAGGAAUGCUUACAGGGAUGGGCUGACUUGCUCGAAGAGAAGAAGAUCGAACGGCCCGGACCCAUUGGCCCAUUCCUGGAAAAGGAUGUACUGAAGGACCAAGACAUGUGUCUGGAUGGGACGCUAUUCGAGACGACCACUGGAUGGAAGCCAUCCCGAGAGCGCUUCGACGCCGAUGCCGUACGAGACAUGGUUGAAAGUUACAAGCGAAUGGGCUGGUGGCCAUAGACGACCCCACACGUGAUAUUCCUGUUUUCAUGUUCUCGACCCGGCCUUCUACACGAGCAUAACAGCGAGGUUGAUGACGCAUAUGAGAGCUAUUCCUACUCCCACCGUGCAUGACCACGCAUUGCCCUCUCAGAACACACCAAUUCGACCUUAUCCUCGGGCAAAAAGCACAUAGACCUGUCGCAUCCGCAUCCAUCCACUCAUCUCAAGUUCGCAUGUUGUAUACCACGGA